GGCCGUUCCCUGAGCCAGAAAUGUAAAAAUACCCCAAUAAUUAUCCUAUUUUUCUAAGAAACGGUGAUAUUUGUAGACGUGGGAAAAAUAAAUAUAAUUCUUGAUUAUAUUAUCUUUAAUAACACAGCUUUCGAUACACGAUUCAUAACACUUCGCUCGAUACAAUUUAUUCCCAAAGUAACCUCCAAUUCGAAUUUUUACUCCAACUUUACUCGUUUCUUUACUAUGUGACACUAUGAAACAAAAAAGGAGAAAAAUCAAUCAUAAGUAUAACAGUAAUUUGACAGCUUUAGAAAAACGAUAAUUAGAGGCAAUAUUUUUAAAAUAAAUAAACAUCAACUAAUUCUAUCGUAACAAAAUAUCGACUCCGGCCUGCAUGCUCUAUCUCCGUCCGUCUUUCGAAAUGAGACAGUGAUGGCUGAGCGCUCGUGCCAGACGGACCUGUACUAGGUGUCCCCAAAACAAAUAUAAGAUUUACUUAUAAAAACUGUGCUGUGUUGUGUGUCCUAGUGAUAUACCGUGUGCACCAAAACCUUUAAGUUAUAAUGGGUAACAAGCAAUUGAAUAAAAAGAAGACAUCUCGAAAAAGACAACUCGGAAGAUUCCAACAAACAAUGGAACUAACGAAAAGAAGAAAAUUGGAUAAUUUCACAGCCGAACAUGAUACUAUAUCUUUAGACUACAUCGAACUGCAAAAUAUGGAAAUGGAAUCUCCGAUUUCAUCAACCACUGACAUUCAAAGUAACGAUGAGGCGACCGGCUCAAACAUUUUGAACCCACGCAUUGCACAGGUGGAUGACAUUUAUCGGGUUCCUAGUAUAUUAGAGGAAGAAGAUACCCAUGAGGUAGGUGAUUCAUGCUAA
Messenger RNA from Cydia splendana, 863 nucleotides. RefSeq lists its product as uncharacterized. The record is from RefSeq and is a predicted model, not a curated record. The coding region runs from base 546 to 863 and encodes 105 amino acids. The transcript has 4 exons. NCBI's taxonomy places the organism in Eukaryota, Metazoa, Arthropoda, Insecta, Lepidoptera, Tortricidae.